Messenger RNA from Drosophila albomicans, 1411 nucleotides. RefSeq lists its product as uncharacterized. The transcript is spliced from 3 exons. The record is from RefSeq and is a predicted model, not a curated record. Bases 98 to 1318 code for a protein of 406 amino acids. Lineage: Eukaryota; Metazoa; Arthropoda; Insecta; Diptera; Drosophilidae.
CUUCAAUGACACUAUCGAUUAGAAAUAAAUUCACGAUCAUAUGAAAUGCGUUUACCAACACUGUGCGCAUUAAGUGAUAAUUUGUUUUGACGCAACGAUGGAGGAUGAAACUGAGCUUGAUGCAACUCAUAUGCUUCAACUGGAUGAGCAAAAUACCUCUGUAAAUCCCAAUGGAAAGGAUGAUAAUGUUGGAAAUCGAUUGACUCCAUUUGCAAUUCCAUUCUUCGACAACGAUCAUUUGUUCAAAACCAUGUGUCAGCAUGUGGCAGCCGGAGACAAAAGCGUCGAUUGGCGUUAUGUUAUGCAAUAUAGCGGCAAGAAUCUGACCCACAUCUAUGACGGCGGCUAUUGCAUGAGCCGUGAGUGCUGGUCACUAGCUCAAGAGUUCUGUCCCGAGUUGAGGACGAUCAACAUAUCGCUGACUAGUGACAAUCUGCAAGUUGUGCAAAGUUUUCUGCCCCAAUGGCAAAGUCUCGAGGAGAUUGCACUCAGUGGUCCGGCAUCGAUCGAAGAGCUGUUAAUGUCGCUCAGCGAAUUGCCACGCUUGCAGAAACUAAGUCUACGAAACUUUGACUACACGGACAGGGAGUGCACAGCUUUGAAUUGCUUGACAUCUGUGACGCAUCUGGAGAUCGGAUGUUUAAAUUACGAAUUAUUGAAUAAGAUAUCAGAACUACUGAUGCAUCUAACGAGCUUGCAUAUAUUUACCAUGCCGACUAUGGAAACACUUCGCGCAUUGCCAGCACAUUGUGGAAAUUUAGAGAACUUACAACUGUACGAUGCCGUUAAUGGAUUACAGAGAAGCGUGCCCUAUUUCCCCAAUCUAAAGUCCUUGGAAAUUCAUGAUCAAAAGUCAAGUACACUUAUUUUCAUCAAUCACUUGGAUCUACGCUAUAAUGACCAAUUAAAAAAGCUGGUAAUGCCCGGAAAGUACAUCUUUGCGAAUGAAGCAAAUCGCAUUUCACACUUAAAGGCUCUAACCACACUUUCCUGUGAACUUUCCGAUAUGAAUUGUUUGAGGCAUUUAACUAAUAUGCAACUGCAAGAAUUAUCGCUUUAUUCUUGCAUUAAUAUGAACAAUGUUUAUUUGUUGAAAAUAUUGCGUGAGUGCCCAACACUUCGAUUCUUAGAAGUUACACUCUGUCCUUUGAUUAAUUCUCGAUGUAUUGAUAAGGCAUUGGCUAUUCUAUUCCGAAAUGGAGUAACUGCGGAGCAACCAUUUGAACUACACCUAACUGGGUCAAGCAUAUCUGCAGUUGACAGCAGUAAGCUCUACUGCGUGCCACAUUUCAACUUGCUCAAGCUGCACUUGAAGUAAAAAGUGACAAGAAAUGAAAUUAUGAUAUCUAAUUAUAUUUAAGGAAUAAAAGUUGCUCGAUUACAUUGCUCAAUUAGCGAAAUGUUUGAAGUG